CGUCAUAUCCGGCUAUUUUGUAACAGGAAGUAGUGUGAAGGUUGACCAUUGUGGAUGCUAAAAUGGGUGUUAAAAUAGAGAUGUUUCGGAUGGUGCUGUAUUUAUCAUUUCCCGUUACCAUGUUUUGGAUAUCAAACCAGGCUGAAUACUUUGAAGAAUAUAUAGUCAAGAGAAAGAGAGAAAUUUUUCCUCCCGACGAGAAAAUGCACAGAAAAGAGUUGGAGGAAUUUAAAGAAAGAAUGCGGAACCGUAAGGAGAAACGCUUAUUGAAAGAAAUGGCUUUGGAGUCACAAAACUAAGGACAAACAACAACCUGGAAAGAGUAUUAUUUCAUUCAGAGAAAACUGUUUUCCAUUUGGAUUUGGAUACCAUUUGGCCUGGACCCCAAGCUUUUCCGAUCAACAGACGCUUUAAUAAAAUGUAUUUUGAAUUGCAAAUAAUGUUCUUGAUAUUUUGACCGUGUUGCACUUUCGAGAAAUGCUGACAUCAUUGUCCUUCAUAAUAUCUAUUUCCAUCAGAUUCGGCAAUAUUUAUUUAUUCAAGUAUGCUUUAUUGUUCUUUAAUGAUUGUUUUUGAUGCUGUCUUGAUAAAGUUAAAUGUAAUACGAUUUUUCCAUGAACGUUUUAUUUUUACAUCUUUAAGAAAUGAAAAUUAAAGGAUUCUUUUGUAAAUGUGUGUAUGUGUUUUGGACACCACAUGUUUGAUUAGAAAGAUACUUUCUACCACUGAAGUUGGUUUUCGAUUGAUCAUUUUCGCUCACGAAAGAUGAAGUAUGUUAAAUCUCUUUAUUUUUUGUUUUGGAUCUUGUCAUAUGGAUUCUAUUCUAUUGAAAUUACCUGAGAAGUCACAAAUUAAGUCUUAUGACUUAACACAACGUUAUUUGGGACAAAAAGUCUUCUGUCUCAUGCAUGUUUCGGGUGUCUUA
Molecule: messenger RNA, 925 nt
Organism: Gadus chalcogrammus (walleye pollock)
Lineage: Eukaryota; Metazoa; Chordata; Actinopteri; Gadiformes; Gadidae
Product: protein PET100 homolog, mitochondrial
Exons: 4
Coding region: 63-299 (78 amino acids)
Biological process (GO): mitochondrial respiratory chain complex IV assembly
Cellular component (GO): mitochondrial inner membrane; mitochondrion
Source: RefSeq, a predicted model, not a curated record